AUCCAUCAUCUCCAAUCUAUCUCGCUCCCUCUCUCUAUUACUCUGUCUCUUGCUCUGUGUUUGUUUUCUAGUGUCUGAAAAAAAAAAGAAAAAUGGGUGUGGUGAGUGUGGUGUGCAUUGCCUCUCUUAUCUCGUUAAUGUGGAUGGCAGAAGCUAGAAUCCCCGGAGUUUACUCUGGGGGUGCCUGGCAGACCGCUCAUGCUACCUUCUAUGGAGGCGCUGAUGCCUCUGGCACAAUGGGUGGAGCUUGUGGAUACGGCAACCUCUACAGCCAAGGCUACGGCGUGAACACUGCCGCCCUGAGCACUGCACUGUUCAACAAUGGCCUGAGCUGCGGUGCCUGCUUUGAGAUCAAGUGCGCAAAUGACCCGUCGUGGUGCCACUCCGGCAGCCCAUCAAUCCUUGUCACGGCCACUAACUUUUGCCCACCAAACUAUGCCCUCCCCAACGACAAUGGCGGCUGGUGCAACCCUCCUCGCCCCCACUUUGACCUCGCCAUGCCAAUGUUCCUCAAGAUUGCCGAGUACCGGGCCGGAAUUGUCCCCGUCGCCUACCGCCGGGUGCCAUGCCGUAAGCACGGAGGAAUCAGGUUCACCAUCAACGGCUUCCGUUACUUCAACUUGGUUUUGAUAUCCAACGUUGCAGGCUCAGGGGACAUAGUGCGCGUGAGUGUGAAGGGCUCCAGGACAGGCUGGAUGACCAUGAGCCGCAACUGGGGCCAGAACUGGCAGUCAAAUGCUGUCUUGGUCGGCCAAACGCUGUCGUUUAGAGUCACGGGGAGUGACCGCCGCACCUCUACCUCCUGGAACAUUGUUCCCGCCCAUUGGCAGUUUGGUCAAACAUUCACCGGCAAAAAUUUCAGGGUUUGAUGAACCCUCCCCCCAAAAAAAGAAAGAAGUCAAGAGUCAGAGUCAACAUUUUAGAAUUCCCGCCAUAACCUAUUUACCGUUUUUACCCUUAUUGGCGCCAGUUUUUAGAUUGUGGUCUCUUUUUUUGACUGGGGUGUGUUGGGGACUGUGAAAGUAUUGUUGUUGUUGGAGCAAUAAGUGAGUGUGGAAAUUACUAAAUUAGGGAGUGUUUUUUUUUUUUUUUAAGUAGGGGGAAAAAACAGUGGGUGGGUCUUUUUGGGGAGGGAAGGGUGUGAAGGAUGCAAGUGUAACUUUAUGUAAGGUGAAAAAAAAAAGGGCAAAAGGGGGAGGAAAAUUGUUAAGUUUAAAGGCUGAGGCGGCUGCACAAGAUUGCAGCCCGCAGCUUAUAAUGUUAGUAUUUUUCUAUAUAGCAUGGUCAUGAUAUUAAGUAUUAUUUGGGGAAGUGUAUUGUACUAACUUGAAUAUAUUUGAAUUAGAAAAGUAUUUGGUUUGCUUCAUUAAAUUAA
Juglans regia (Persian walnut) is the source of this 1375-nucleotide messenger RNA. Its product is annotated as expansin-A4-like. The coding region runs from base 93 to 869 and encodes 258 amino acids. Lineage: Eukaryota; Viridiplantae; Streptophyta; Magnoliopsida; Fagales; Juglandaceae. Gene Ontology annotation, cellular component: extracellular region. Gene Ontology annotation, biological process: plant-type cell wall organization. The record is from RefSeq and is a predicted model, not a curated record. The transcript has 3 exons.